This is a messenger RNA of Vanessa atalanta (red admiral), 1180 nucleotides long. Its product is annotated as serine protease snake-like. The coding region runs from base 11 to 1120 and encodes 369 amino acids. Lineage: Eukaryota; Metazoa; Arthropoda; Insecta; Lepidoptera; Nymphalidae. The record is from RefSeq and is a predicted model, not a curated record. Gene Ontology annotation, biological process: proteolysis. The transcript is spliced from 9 exons. Gene Ontology annotation, molecular function: serine-type endopeptidase activity.
UAUUUUUAACAUGGAGUUGAUAGUUUUAUUCAUAUAUUGUUCUGCUUACAUUUCAAGCGGCAAUUCACUGUCGGACGACACAAAUGAGAAUAUUUACAAUAGUGUCAAAAUAGAUUUUCCUUCCGACCCCUGUGAUACAAGUUCAAUACCUUUACCAGAUUAUAAUACACCUGGACGUCGAAUAAGCGAAGUCAAAUGCUUCGAACACACUUGGCAAUUGAGGUAUGAUCAGAUAAAAGAGCUCAGGAAUACAAAAUGUAAUUUCAUAAGAUAUAACGUUAUUGGACUGUUAGGAGGUCAAAGAGCUGAAGACGGGGAAUAUCCUCACAUGACUGCCAUCGGCUGGAAAGGAACACAUGGCAAUUGGAUCUUCAAGUGUGGAGGUUCACUGAUCAGUGAACGAUUUGUCUUGACAGCAGCACAUUGCUCGCGGGUUCGGGAAUCUGAUGAUACUGUCACUGAUCGAAAGCCCGAAAUGGUACGACUGGGUGGACAUAGUCUAUUGGAUUUUCAUCCACGAGCAUACGAUGUUCUCAUAAAAGACUUUAUAACUCAUCACCGCUACAAGCCACCGCGACAAUACUACGAUAUCGCACUCAUUGAACUUGACGCAAAAGUUUCGUUCAGUUGGCGUAUUCAUCCAUCUUGCCUCUGGACUAAAUUUGAAAACCCUGGAACUGGAAUUCUCACCGGCUGGGGCGUAAUAGAUCUCUCCACCCGUAUGACUAGUCCCAUGUUGCAAAAAGCGAAUAUAAAAAUAAUAGAUUACGAAGAGUGCGACAAAAAGUUAAGUCAAAAAAGAAACAGGAAUUGGUGGGGAUUCAUGCGGCACCAGCUGUGCGCCGGGAAUAUGUCCGGUGGUGUCGAUACUUGCCAGGGCGAUUCAGGCGGUCCCCUGCAAUCGUUGAUACCGCUGAAACAUCCUCGAAGUGGAUUGAAAUGGAAUUUGCAUCACAUCAUUGGCGUGACCUCUUUCGGUUUCGGAUGCGCACGGAAGGACACUCCUAGCGUCUACACCAGAGUGGCGAGUUUCAUCGGUUGGAUAGAACAGAUUGUCUGGCCAGACAGUUCAUAUCUUCAUAAUGCAACCAAUGAUAAUGGAUUUUAUUUUACAACCUAAUCGUCUACUUGUUUAUGAAACACAACAAUUAUUUAAAUAAACGAAAACUGGGAGACUUGA